This is a messenger RNA of Ictidomys tridecemlineatus (thirteen-lined ground squirrel), 3122 nucleotides long. It is a transcript of the gene Pja1, whose product is annotated as praja ring finger ubiquitin ligase 1. Gene Ontology annotation, molecular function: ubiquitin protein ligase activity. Gene Ontology annotation, cellular component: nucleus; cytoplasm. Lineage: Eukaryota; Metazoa; Chordata; Mammalia; Rodentia; Sciuridae. Gene Ontology annotation, biological process: ubiquitin-dependent protein catabolic process; protein ubiquitination. The record is from RefSeq and is a predicted model, not a curated record.
UCACAAUCACUUCCGCCGCAGUCACCGCCCUCCCGGGUGCUGUCUGGUGGAGGAGGAGCCCGAGACCCGGGAGCAGCGGCUCUGGCGGUGGUGGCGGUCGGAGGUCUGAGAGCUCUGCCCCUUUGAAAAACGUGCUGCUGUCCCGACAGGGUCUACACCUGACAGUCACUGGAAUGCUCCUCCAGGCCUUAGAAGAAAGUGAAAGUAAUUUUAAAGAUCCCUUGUCCCUUCUGUUACCUGUCUGCUGACGUGAAAAUAGAUCUUCCUGCUCCUUCAUGCUGAACUGAUUUUGACUUUCCCAGCUCAAAAAGCACAAGUGCAGGGAGCAGGAACCUUUCCACCCAAGCCCCAGCUCUAUUGGAAACCUUCCUAAACCAGAGCAAUGGGUCAGGAAUCUAGCAAGCCCGUAUGGCCCAAACCAGCAGGAGGGUAUCAGUCCAAUACAGGCAGGAGGUAUGGAAGAAGGCAUGCUUAUGUCAGUUUCAGGCCAUCCACGAGCCAGCAGGAAAGGAUUGCCAGCCAGAGAAAGACGACAUCCGAAGUCCCAAUGCACAGAUCAGCCCCCAGUCAAACCACCAAGAGGAGCCGAUCACCAUUUGCCACCACUCGUCGUAGUUGGGACGACUGUGAGAGUUCGGGAACCAGCCUGAAUGUUGAUAAUGAGGACUAUUCCAGGUAUCCGCCAAGAGAGUACAGGGCUUCGGGUGGCAGAAGAGGAAUGGCUUAUGGACAUAUUGACACUUUGGGGGCAGAUGAUAGUGAGGAGGAGGGGGCUGGGCCUGUUGAGCGACCGCCAGUGAGAGGGAAAACUGGCAAGUUUAAGGAUGAUAAGCUGUAUGACCCAGAAAAAGGGGCAAGGUCUGUGGCGGGGGUGCCUCCCCAGUUCUCUGGUUUUAACUGUGAUGUGAGAGAGGAGCUUGACAAGUUAGACCCAGCCCCUGUGGCGAGAUGCUCUGCUAGCCCAGCAGAGUUCCGGAAGCCGACUAGCAUGGGCUCUCAGAUGUCUUCUGCUGAAGGCAAGGUGGCUACAACUGGUGACAGUUUGGAGAGGGAGAGAAGGGGGCAGAACUUGACUGCACGUCCCAGUAGGGCUCCUGUGAGUAUUUGUGGUGGUGGGGGAAACCCCUCAAAGAGUGCAGAGGAACCGGUGGUGAGGCCCAAAGUCCGAAAUCUGGCAAGUCCAAACUGCGUGAAACCAAAAAUAUUUUUUGAUACUGAUGAUGAUGAUGAUAUGCCACACAGUACUUCCAGGUGGAGGGAUGCUGUCAAUGCUGAUGAUGGCCACUUGGAUGGCCUGGCAAGGAGAGGCAGAGGCGAGAGUUCAAGUGGCUACUGUGAGCCCAAGUACUCUGAAGACAAGAGGGAGGCCAGGAAUGACCAAGUGAAACCAGAGAAGGUGCCGAGGAGGCGUCGGACCAUGGCGGACCCCGACUUCUGGACGUAUAGUGAUGAUUACUACAAAUACUGUGAUGAAGACUCUGACAGCGACAAAGAGUGGAUCGCUGCCCUGCGCCGGAAGUACCGAAAUCGAGAGCAAACACUGUCCUCAAGUGGAGAAAGCUGGGAGACCCUGCCAGGAAAGGAAGACCGGGAACCUCAGCAAGCCAGAGUGAGUGGAAGUGUCACCGACACCAGCCCAAGCCUUGGGACUGGAGCCAGCGCCGUUGCCGGAGCCAGUACCACUGCCGGAGCCAGCGCCAUUGCAGGUGCCAGCACCAUUGCCGGAGCCAGUGCCAUUGCCGGAGCCAGUGCCAUUGCCGGUGCCAGCGCCAUUGCUGGAGCCAGUGCCGUUGCCAGUGCGGGUGCCGGCGCCAGCGUCAGUGCAGGUGCUGUGAGCAAUGGCAGUAGCUAUCUUGAGGAAGCUCAAGGGCCACCGCUGCAGGAAGAGGAGCAAACAUCCCUGGAAGAAGGAGAAAUUCCCUGGCUCCAGUACAAUGAGAAUGAGAGCAGCAGUGAGGGAGACAACGACUCCGGGCAGGAGCUGAUGCAGCCGGGGGUGUUCGUGCUGGAUGGCAACAACAACCUCGAAGAUGACUCCAGCGUCAGCGAAGACCUCGAAGUGGAUUGGAGCCUCUUUGAUGGAUUUGCCGAUGGGUUAGGAGUGGCCGAAGCCAUUUCCUAUGUGGAUCCUCAGUUCCUCACCUACAUGGCACUUGAGGAACGCCUGGCACAGGCGAUGGAGACUGCCUUGGCACACCUGGAGUCUCUCGCAGUGGAUGUCGAGGUGGCCAAUCCACCGGCCAGCAAGGAGAGCAUCGACGCUCUUCCCGAGAUCCUGGUCACUGAAGAUCAUGGUGCAGUUGGCCAAGAGAUGUGCUGUCCUAUCUGCUGCAGUGAAUAUGUGAAGGGGGAAGUGGCGACCGAGCUUCCAUGCCACCACUAUUUCCACAAGCCCUGCGUGUCCAUCUGGCUUCAGAAGUCAGGCACAUGCCCUGUGUGCCGCUGCAUGUUCCCUCCUCCACUCUAAAGACCAAGGCUUUUUUUUACUCCUGGUCUGUUUAUUUUCCCCAUACCUGAAACCCACAAUACUGCAGGAGCCCUCUGAAAAUUAAUAAUGAAAAUGAAACCAUUUGGUCAAUUAGACUAAACUUGUUGAUUCCUUGUGAUUAUUUCCAAUGUGAAAACGGUUGUGUGCGGUUGCAUUAAAAAUCAUAAUUGUCCUAGCCAGGUGUGUGGGGGGGCACACACCUGUCAUCCUGGCAACUUUAGAGGCUGAGGCAGGAGGAUUGCAAGUUCAAGCCAGCCUGGGCAACUUGGUGAGACCCUAUCUAAAAGCUGGGGGGUAUAGCUCAGGGGUAGAGCACUCCUGGAUUCAGUCCAUAGUAUCACACACACACAUACACACAAAUAAAUCAUAUUGUCUUAGAGGUUAGAAAGGAAAAACUAAACUUUCUAAAUGCUACUUGAGCGUGCACUAAGAGCAUACAUUUUCUAACCCAAAAGUCGGAACAAAUGGCAUUUGUUUUCUUCAGUAGAAUAUGUUGCUGUUAAUUGUAAUGUCAAGUUUAUCUGUUAACUAUGUCCAAAAGGCAAAAUAAUUUUUGUUGCAUGUUCUGGGUUAACGUUCCUGUAAUUGCAGUGCCGUAAAAGCUUAUUAAAGUACUUUUGGUUUUACACGGUAA